Molecule: messenger RNA, 5695 nt
Organism: Gracilinanus agilis (Agile Gracile Mouse Opossum)
Lineage: Eukaryota; Metazoa; Chordata; Mammalia; Didelphimorphia; Didelphidae
Gene: MXD4
Product: MAX dimerization protein 4
Exons: 4
Coding region: 125-664 (179 amino acids)
Biological process (GO): regulation of transcription by RNA polymerase II
Molecular function (GO): protein dimerization activity; RNA polymerase II cis-regulatory region sequence-specific DNA binding; DNA-binding transcription factor activity, RNA polymerase II-specific
Source: RefSeq, a predicted model, not a curated record
UCAGGAUCCCUUCCUGCCAGCAUGAAAGCUGACUUCCACUGGGAGGCAGACGGGUGUGCAGCUGCUCCGCUCCCUCCCUCUGCCCCCUCUGGAGGGCACCCGGGCCUUCUCCCACCACCCCCACAUGCUGAGACACACUGUGGGUUUGUUGACGGUUCUCCACCGAGCAGGGGACUCACUUCUCCCUUUUGUUUGUUUUUCUCUGGACAGGUCUUCACACAACGAGCUAGAAAAGCAUAGACGAGCCAAACUGCGGUUGUAUUUGGAACAGCUCAAGCAGCUGGUGCCCCUGGGGCCGGACAGCACCCGCCACACGACCCUCAGCCUUUUGAAAAGAGCCAGGAUGCACAUCAAGAAAUUAGAAGAACAGGACCGGAAAGCCCUGAACGUGAAGGAACAGCUGCAGCGUGAGCAUCGCUACCUCAAACGCCGCCUGGAGCAGCUCUCAGUGCAGGGCAUGGAACGUGUGCGCACGGACAGCACCGGCUCAACCAUCUCCACAGACUCAGAGCAAGAAGUGGACAUUGAAGGAAUGGAGUUCACCCCAGGGGAAAUGGACAGUGUUGGGAGUGCCAGUGAUGCCGAUGACCACUACAGUUUGGGCAGCGGCUCCAGCGACAGCAGCUACUCCCACUCCCGCAGACUGUCGGGCCGGCUCUCGUAGGGCCCGAGCGAGCACCCCCGACCCCGUCCACCUCCGGAGCAUCCAACUGAAGCACUUAGACCGACGACUGAUUCCACCCGUGUCCACUGCGGCUCUCCCAGGAAACUCCAACCACUGGCCUCUGCUGAAGAAGCGGGGGCUUUGAACCCCUGGUUCCCUGCCCUGGGACCACACCAAGUAGCUCUUGUCAACCCCGGUUUUUACUGCAGAGAUCCGUGGUUAGGUACAGUUGUGACUUAAAGUUAGCUUGAUGUAGCUGUAACUAUAAUUUUUUUUUAAAGUCAUAAUCAUUCCAUUGAAGAAGUAUUAAAUGUAAUUGCUGGAAACACGCAUGACGGUGUAAGAAGUUUAAUAAGAAACCAAAAGCAAACCAAAAAUCAGGAGAAUGAAAGAAACCAAGAGAGACCCCUUGGAAAUCUUGAAAAGUGACUGGACUUGUUGAUGCUGGAUUGUGGGCCAGCUCCUCCCUGGGGGAGGAGAAGGUGCCCCGACAGUACCUCCUAGUGUAUUAGUAUUCUGGAAACUUUGUUUGCCCUUGAGAAAUGUUGAAUGGGUCAUGGCCAAUUUAAGACUAUGUAGUAGAAACUCUUCCCACAGUUUGAAAGAGGCAGAGCCCCUUCUCCCAAAUCCCACCCUACUUAAUUCACUCUCCAAAACUAGGUUUGCUCUGAGAUCUCUCCCUAAUUAACCAAUUACCACUGUGCUUCAGACUGGGUGGAUGGAAAGCCAAGUUAAAGAAUGACUUCAUGAGGAAUGUUGAGUUGCCUUUGGCUUUGCAUGUUCAGCAUCUUAAUGGCAGCAAAGCUCUUUUUUCGACUGGUCGGCGGGGCAGGGUGGCCUCGUGAGUGAGCUCCCAAGGAGAUAGCCAGGGAGCAGCCCCACUUCUUUCUUUCAUGGCUCUCGGCUAAUCCUCCAGAGCCCAACUACUCCAUAUUAGUGCCAGCUCUUGGAGACAGGCCAUGGGAAGGUGGGUAGGCCCCCUUCUCUUUUCCUUUUUUGCAGCAGCCACUACCUUUGGUGGGAAAGGCCCAGAUCCUAUUUCCAGUAUUCUUUUAGAGGACGAGUAAGUCAGUUUUCUCCUUUUGCACACCAUGUAACAGCAUUUUUCUCCUCUUAAAAAAAAUGCAAAAAAAAAGUUAUGCUUUAAAACAACCCAACUUAUAUAGCAUUUGUCCAGCUUUUCUGAACAUAUUUACCCAAGUCGUAGCAAUACUAUGAAGAUGUAUUUUUUAAUACAAAUUCUGCUUAGUGAAGUCAUUAGGGCUUGGCUUGCUGGGUAAGAAAAAAUGGACCAGUCUUUGCAUUAGUAUUAGAGAAGGUCUUUUCAAAAAAAAAAAACACAAAAAAACAAAAACAAAAAAAGAAAGAAAAUGGCUAUAAACACUUUUAGAUAAGUGGUUUUAGCAAGUGUAGUCUAUAUUUCCUGUAAGAGAUUUUGUAUUAUAUUUUCCUAAAUGUUCUCAUUUCCUUGCAUUGGGAGGGAGUGGUACAGACCCAGAGUCCCAGGGACUCUUCACCGUUGUCAUAUCGUGCCUUGGUGACUGUGUGUGUCCCUCUCUUUGCACUGUUCAAAAGACAGUGAAGCCUGGCCAAGUGAGUAAGUGGUUUCCUCUGUGGUUCUCCAUGUGAGGGGUCAGGUCUCCCUCAAUCUCUCCCCUUCCAGAAACUAGCCAGAGCUGGGGACUUCUUCCUCUCCUGUGUCCCUUUGGAUGGGAUUGUGGAACAGCAAGGAGAUGAGAGUUCCCUUUCUAGCUCCUUAAGCGCACACACAGCCCUGUUAUUGGAGUGGCUUAUAAAGCUGGGAUCUCUGUGAGACAGAAACUUAUUGGCUUCUGAAACAAGAGCACAUUACUGUACUGUAUCACAUCCUAGAACUUGUUACGGUGCUGCCAUCUUGGAUUUAUUUUUUGGUAGUGUUUGAGCAGUCCUCACAAUACUGACCCUCAGUCCUCAAACAAAGACCCAGCUGUUCAGUCAGCACCUGAUGUACGUGUGCCCCCACUGCUCUUACAGUACAGGAUGUAGAAACCUGAAGACGUUUAUUUUAUGGCAGCUUUUUUUUGGGGGGGGGGGUGCCUUAUUGUGCUCUUACUUAACCACAGAGGGGAAUCUUGUUAAAAAGGAAAAACAUCCCCUUUGAGUUAUGUAACCUGACUCACAGGCACCCCUUCCACCAGCUGGGGGAAGGGCUCUGGGUCAUCAACUUUGGCAGCUGAUUCUGAAAACCAUUAACCUUUUCUGUGAUGCAGGUUUUGGUAUUAUGUUCAAUAUACCUUGCAGAUGACUAAAAUCCUCAUUGUUGGGGAAAAAUACACAGCAAUAGACUUAUAUUGUGGGUAGCUGAGAAACAGCAAAACUUUACUAGCUCCUUUGGUGCCUCUAUAACUAAUUUCCAAAUCAUGGAAACAAAAUCAUGAGUUUACUUCAAAUAACACACAAGACUGUUAGCAGGCAGGUCAUCCACCAUGAGGCUUGGAUCCACUGUAGCUGUUCAUUCGUUCUAUAAUGAGCAUGCUCCUGAAUUGUAAAGUGUUUCCUUUCCUGAGCCCUCUUGCACAGAACCUGCUAAUAAAUGAAAAUUUUAAAUUAACAGAGGGAUGGGUGAGAUUUUAAAAAAAAUGAAUGUGAUUGUCACUGAAUGCUAAUUUGAAAUAGUCCCUUCUCUUUGUCCCUUCCACACACAUUCCCCCACCUCCCCCAACAGGAGUGUGUAGAGGCUGAAUUGGGGAAAUCUUGCAAAUCUAAUUGUCCCAGCUUUAUCAGUACUUUCACAAAUACUGCCAAGUCCAGAAGACACAGGUGUGUGGGUGUCUCUCCUACUACUACUCGUUGCUUUCUUAAUGCCCAACUGGUUCCCAAAGAGAGAGAAUUCCAAAGCUAUGCAACCCACAUCCCAACCUGGAGCCAGCAGGGCACAGCAAUGUGGGGCAUUCCCUCUUUGGAAGUUGCUUAUUGAUUUAGGCAACCCCCACCUGAUAGUUUGACAACUGGGACUCCACCAUUUUCUUUGCUUUUUGAAUUUCUAACAUCUUUGCUUAGCAGUAGUUUGGGGAUGGUAGAUCCAGUAAUCAGACAAUUCAGGAGUAACUAACUCUUCCUUGUGGAGCUUGGGAUUUCUACGAAUAAUUUGAAUUGUAAAGGAAUACAUCAGCCUGGCAUUUGGAAAUUGAAUGUAAACUGGUCACACACCCUCUCCCUUUUCCCUUCCCCAUAUUUGCAAGUGUUUCCUACCACAUGUUAUUUGUGUGACUUUAGGAAACUCAUUCUGUUUCUAGGAUUUAACUGUCUCAUCUGUAAGACUGAGGACUUCAUGACCUUCAAGGUCCCUCCCAGUUUGAAAACCCUGUGACCCUUUGGCUUGGUGUUGCCUAUGGGAAGGGUAGCUUGGCUUCAAAUAAAGCAGUUUAAUUCCGCCAGGACACUUUCAUACCAUAGGGUCUAUCACUAGCUGGGUUAACCAGUCCAGGAGAGGACACCCUGUUGGCUAUAGGGCCUUGGGGUUACACAGUCCAAACCAUCACUCAACACUCUGGAAACGAGUGGACUUUUAAAGUUGCCGUUUGCACAUAUAUUAGGAAUACAUAUGGUGGACAGGUGAUUAUCAGUAUAGCCCCAACUUCUCUGAAUGAUUUUAUGUGGCGUGGCUAUAAGCUUACUUCAGUGAAAUAUACAGGUGCUCAGGACACAGAAUUUUCAGAUUUGAUCAUGAAUCAUGACUACAUUAAAUUUUUUUUUCUUUCUGUUCAGUUUUCACCAAACCCAUUUAUCUUAAAGAACCAAAAUACAAAGCCAUGUGUAAGGACACAGAGAGGUUAAGACUCUCCCAUGCUCACCUCUCUUACCCACGUAAAAGGAGGCCUGGGUUCACAGUGAACCAGGAGACUGAGCAGACAGCACCCCAGGGCAAGUCUCACUGCCCUCCUCGGCAUGGUCUGUGCUUACUCAGAGUGUUCCAUUUUCUGGUUUCCUUCAUCACCACCUACUGUCAUCUUCUUCCAAAAUAUUUUCUCUGGAUAAAACAGAAAUUCCUCCAGUCACCCAAGCUGCAAUCCAGAGAGCAAUUGCCACUGCAUGGCCAUCUAGAUUUCAAACAUCAGUGAAGUAAGGGCCUCAUAGAGUCUUCUUUAGGGAAUCUCUUUCCAAGGUGGAUUUUGGUGUUUAUCAAGUGUGAUAAUGUAGGACUUAACCGUUUCUAUCUUGUAAGAGCAGGAUGAGAAAGAAGAAAGUGAGUUUCACUUAGAACAAUGUCUCACUUUUGUGGUUUAAAAGUGGUCCCUUUUGGAAGGAAGUUCAUGGUCAGUAAAAAUUCUAGUUACACAUUAUCCUCCUCUCUGGGAUUCUUUUCUUGCCACUCUUCUUAAGAAGGGAGCACAGUCCAGGGUCAAAGAAAGUUGGUGGCUGGUGUGGCCCCAUCCAGGGUGGAUUAGAUUAACUCUGAGGGCUCUUCUAGCUCCAAAAUCUUGAGUUUCUAUGUGAGAGAUAAAGAAAAUCACCCUCCCAGUCAGGUGCCUAAAAAAAAAUGCCAAUGGAGACAAGAGGUCUGGGAAUAGAAACUCAAGAGAACUCCAUUUAACUAGCUUGGUGAGUGGUUUAGCUUUCCCUAAAGGACACCUUGUUGACCCCCCCACCCCAUCCCUAUGUGAAGGGUUCUGGACUUACAUUCCUUCAUCCUCCAAAGCUGCACCAUCUAAUAGGUAUAAAGGAGGGCCCAAGAACUCGUCAUUGAGGCUUCUGUGAACAGAAGGGUUGUGUUGAUCAAGGAGCCACACCAGAGGGGCUGAGUAGAGUGGGAGGAGGGGGAAGGAGAUCACCUGACUGGUGAUUUCUUCAGGUGCCUGGGCAGGUUCUGUGCCAGAGAUAUUUUGAAUAUGUACCUGAAAAGGAACGCUUUGUAGGUGGCAAGAUGUAUUAUAUUGUAAAAAUUCAUUUGUACACACGUUCCUGGUGCUUGCUGCUGCCUGCGGCUCCCACUGAAGGUAUUGUGUUGUAUCUGUCUUUCAUUGUAAUAUAAAUACAAAUUUUUAUACCUCA